Messenger RNA from Scaptodrosophila lebanonensis, 780 nucleotides. RefSeq names its product ATP synthase subunit d, mitochondrial (gene ATPsynD). The record is from RefSeq and is a predicted model, not a curated record. NCBI's taxonomy places the organism in Eukaryota, Metazoa, Arthropoda, Insecta, Diptera, Drosophilidae. Gene Ontology annotation, biological process: proton motive force-driven ATP synthesis. The coding region runs from base 113 to 649 and encodes 178 amino acids. The transcript has 2 exons. Gene Ontology annotation, molecular function: proton transmembrane transporter activity.
UUGACGUAUGGCACUGUUAACACAACAUUUUGUGAGCAGCGAAUGUUAUAGUUAGUUUGACGUUUCACACUCGUUUGUGCUUCAAGCGUUGCGUUGUGUACUCUGCUAAACUAUGGCCGCCCGCCGUAUCGCUCAAUCAUCUAUUAACUGGUCCGCUCUGGCCGAGCGUGUGCCUGCCAAUCAAAAGAGUAGCUUUGGAGCCUUCAAAACCAAGGCUGAUACCUAUGUCCGCGCGGUCUUGGCCAACCCGGAAACUCCUCCAAAGAUUGAUUGGGCGUACUACAAGAACUUAGUGCCCGUUGCCGGUUUGGUCGACAGUUUCCAGAAGCAGUACGAUGCGUUGAGCGUGCCUUAUCCCAAGGACACUGUGUCGCCGCAAGUUGAUGCUGAAAUCAAGGAAACCCAAGGCGAGAUUGCAAGCUUCAAAAAGGCAUCCGAGCAGCGCAUUCAAAACUUACAAAAGGAAAUCGCUCAUUUGAAGUCUCUGUUGCCAUACGAUCAAAUGACCAUGGAGGAUUACCGCGAUGCAUUCCCCGAAACCGCUUUGGAUCCCCUUAACAAGCCCACGUUUUGGCCCCAUACACCAGAGGAGCAGGUUGGUUAUAAAUCUAAGGAGCAGCUCGAAGCUGAGGCUCAUGGUCAUCAUUAGACGGAUGAAUCGACAGGCGUGCCUAGAUGGGAAUACAGCCGCUGUAAUGCGAAUUAUUAAGCUGAAAACAACAGUAACAGCACGAUAAUGUUAACAACAGUUAAAAUAAACGAAAAUCUUUAAAAUUGGCA